ACUGAAAAGAUCGGUUAGACCUCAAAACGAGAGAACAGGAAAUCAAGGAAAUCCGAAUUGUCGAACCAUGGAAGAGCUCAUUGAAAUGUUGUUGAGGACGCCAUCCAAGAAACGUGAUCUAUCUCGUAAGUCGUCCUUUGGCAGGCAUCCCAAGAUGACCUACAAGGAUCCGACCAGGGAUCUCAAACUAAUUCAGACUCUAUUUAAACCGAUUCGAGUGGUGCGGAAACCUCCCAUGUGGAAAGAAUUUCCUCCCAAAGUCAAAAAGUCGCAUACGCUACAGCAACAUCCUGAUCCACCAAUUAAAUUGCGGGCUUUCAAAAGAAGGAGACUUAUUUCAGAUUAGUACCCACCCCAAGUUGAACCCGUGGUGGUUUCAAAGGCCAAGCGAAAAAUUUCGGAUUGCUCUCUCGGUAUGGAAGAAAUCAAGCACUCGUAUGAAUGGCCUGAUGAAGUGAGCGUUACUCCUUUAAGCCUCAAGCGUGUUUCAACGGAAAACUAUGCUCCAAAUAUCAUAGUCAAUGACAUUUUGGAUGAUUGCAUCGAACAAGUGUGUUACCAAAGGGCCCCGAUCUUAACUCCAAACCCAGCCCAUGUUGAUCGUUCCGUGUCAGUUGAGGUUUUGACUUCAAUGCCAAUGGUUGAAGAAUUGAGGGACUGGGUCCAUCCCAAGAGAAGAUUUUCGGAUCUAGAUGAAGACUCAAUUGCGAAUGACUCUUUAAUCAAAGACAGACGGGACACUGUUAACGCAUUUUCUGAUGCUUCCCACUGUUCUGAGAAUGAUCUGAUGGAAUGUCAUUCUCCUUCAGACAGAAGGACAGAUUCAUCUGCUGUGUCCAUUUUGUCGGAUAAAGAAUUGGAAUUGGCUCCGUUUAAAGAUACAAUGUCGGAAGGCAAUGAGUUCCGGGGGGAAAUAUCAGCAUUUGGAAGAAGUUGUGAGGGCUCCUCUCUAGUUAAUGGAGAUAGCCGCUCGUCUGUUGAAUAUCCCCAAAUUGAGGAAGGGUUGCUAUUUAGUGAUCUCGAGUCUUGCGACAGUGGAAUAAAGUAUUCCAAGUAUUGGAGUAUUGCAAAAAGUGCCCGUAAAUCAGUCAUGAAUUGGAGGCCUAACAAUUGGCCAGAAAUCCUGAGUGAUGAAAGUUCUUCUCGUAUGAAAAAUAGCAUCCAAUCUUCUGAAACCCAACAGAACAUCAUUGCGAGCCGCCAAGUAGCUUCAACUUCAAUGAGUCCCGAAGGACUUAUUCAAGAUCCCAGUCUCAGCGUGGAAACAACGGUAACUCCAGUGAUGAGCGAUCUUUGCUUCUCGACAACUCCCACCGAUCAGAAACUUGGUUCGAGUCCCUGCUCGGACCAAUACACGAGUCGACACCAAUAUACCGGCCUCAAGAAUCGAGCCGUGCAAUCGUGCCCGAUGUUGCAAAACCAAGCAACUUCUUUCCCCAAUUCUCCUCUUAUCCCAAUAACCCCUACAUUAAAGAUGAGUCCCCCACGGAGCUCUGGUCGACGUCUUCCGACACCCCCUAUGAUAAAGACACCAUUGAGAACCGCUGCAAUCCCAAUCAAUACCUCUCAGAUGACUCCCAAAGACACAUUGAUGAUACCAUAUGCUCGAACUCCAAUAUAUCAGGAAGGCCUGGCCAAAAAUCGGCGUGUUUCUCCCAAAUGUCUCCCUCCAGUUCGGGAUCGUCCAUCCUUCAUGCUCCAAUAUCGAGAUCCCGGAUUCCCAGGCUGGAACUUUCUUCCUCCAACUCUGAAACAGGUCAGUCUUGGUCAGGAACACUUAGCCAAGAGUCCUUGCACGCGAGUGAUACUCCAAAAGAACCCUCGAAUGACCGAAAUGACCUGUUGGAACGGAGCGUUGAAGAUGUUCAAGAUCAUGAGGGAGUAGUUGUAUUCGCAAAAACCAAACGGAAAUAUGUGAAGAUCAGUGACCUGACCAAAGUGGUAUUCCCUGCCCGACGAAUCCAAAGUAAGAUUAAAGAGCAAAGUGGCAUGAGAACAAUGUUGAAAAGUGCGAUAUACAUGGCAUCUACUCUCCAAUACAUGGCUUCGGAAGUCCUUUUUGGGGCCCAUAGGAUAGCCCAAUCCCGUUCAAGGUCUCUCAUCAAGGCCAAAGAUAUCAAAAACAUUUUCAGCUGGGACUCUGAACUUCGAGAACUGACCAAAGAUGUCAUUUUACCCACAUACGCGUCCUGAUGAGCACCAAUAAUUUAAUCAACUGUUAUCAAUUGCAGUAAAUGAAUUUUUGAAUCUGUUGAUCGUCAUGACCUUAGCUUUUCUAAAAGGAAAGUACGAGUUGUGCGAUUCCUCGAUGCUCAUGAGAUAGCACUUGGUCACCUCGGGCUCUUCAGUGUCCUUGGUAAACACAACUACACAUUCCCAGCUGAUUACUAACAUCUCAAAUAAUAACGAAGAUCAAGUUUACGACGACUGCAGUCUAUGAUGCCUACUUACAGUCAAUGAUAAUUUAGCCAAGUAGGAAAUUGGACUUUGACCAUGAGCCAAGAGUUCUUUUCCGAGAUCCCCAAACCGAAGGAAUUUGAGGUACUAACCAAGAGAAUCCAGCAGUUUUGUGAAAAACAUGCCGACACGCCUCGGAUUGUUUUGGUAACAUCCGGAGGAACCACGGUUCCCUUGGAGAAGAACACGGUUCGAUUUAUUGACAACUUCAGUAUCGGCACCCGCGGUUCUUCCUCUUGCGAGUACUUUUUAAGCCAACCUUGCACAGCGGUGGUUUUUCUCCAUCGCGUCAACUCCUUGCGACCUUUCACCCGUCAUUUCACUAAUACCAAUUUCUUUGAGCUUCUUGUUCCAGGAGACGAUGGUCAGAUUAUGGUUUCCCAAGAGCACUUCCCGAAAGUCAAAAAGAACUUAGAGCGGUGGUCUCUGUGCCAAAAAGAUGGAUCUUUGUUAGAGGUCCCAUUCACAAGUCUAUCCGAUUAUCUUUGGAUGCUUCGCGUUUGCUGCGAGGCCUUCAAGCCCUUGGGAUCUAAGGUGAUCAUCUAUUUGGCAGCUGCGGUGUCGGAUUUCUACAUUCCCAACUAUGAAAUGGCCGAGCACAAGCUUCAAUCAUCUGAAGGUGCUCCAGACAUUCAACUCAAGAUGGUUCCCAAAAUGCUCAAGCCCUUGGUGCGAGAUUGGGUACCCGAUGCUUUUGUGGCCAGUUUCAAGCUGGAAACAGAUGAUGAAAUACUGAUUAAGAAAGCCAAAAAAGCCUUGGAGAUUUAUCAUCAUGAAUUAGUUAUCGCUAAUCUAUUGCAAACCCGGAAGGAACGUGUGGUGUUCGUCUCCAACGAUGCCGAAGAGAUUAUCCAAGUCUCCCAAGAAGAGAGAGAAGCAGGUACUGAAAUUGAAGCUAAAAUCGUCGACAGGCUAAUUGCACUUCAUCAAAGUUUUGUCGAAAAAUAAGCUUUUGGUAUCAUCUGCAAAAAAACAACAACAAUAUAUUAACAAAGUCUGGAAGGAAGGUGCUGUCUUAUCUCACUAUCCCUGACUCAUUUUCCAAAUUGUUGCAUGAGCCAACAUGUUGAUUGUUUUCAAAUACACCUAAAUGCGACUCGAA
Molecule: messenger RNA, 3559 nt
Organism: Tigriopus californicus
Lineage: Eukaryota; Metazoa; Arthropoda; Copepoda; Harpacticoida; Harpacticidae
Gene: Ppcs
Exons: 3
Coding region: 2494-3405 (303 amino acids)
Biological process (GO): coenzyme A biosynthetic process
Cellular component (GO): nucleus; cytoplasm
Molecular function (GO): phosphopantothenate--cysteine ligase activity; protein heterodimerization activity
Source: RefSeq, a predicted model, not a curated record